This is a messenger RNA of Arctia plantaginis, 267 nucleotides long. NCBI's taxonomy places the organism in Eukaryota, Metazoa, Arthropoda, Insecta, Lepidoptera, Erebidae. The record is from the annotation of a GenBank genome assembly.
AUGGCCUACGCACGCUUGAAUCUCUCGCGACGCGCUACAUUCGGUCGUGAACCAAACUUACGGUCGCUUACUAUAGUGUUGUGUUCCGAUACCCCUAUUUACAAAAAUGCAUCUAAGCUCGAUCCAGUUGGCGUGCGCAGCACUGGUUGCGGUGGCGCUGGGUGCAGCCGCUCCCCCCUCAACCUCGCACCACGUGGCGCGCCGGUCGUUCUUCACGCUCGAAUGCAAGGGCGUCUACGACGCCGCCAUCUUCGCUCGCCUCGAUAG